Messenger RNA from Penicillium cosmopolitanum, 1173 nucleotides. RefSeq lists its product as uncharacterized. Gene Ontology annotation, molecular function: ubiquitin protein ligase activity. The record is from RefSeq and is a predicted model, not a curated record. The coding region runs from base 1 to 1173 and encodes 390 amino acids. The transcript has a single exon. NCBI's taxonomy places the organism in Eukaryota, Fungi, Ascomycota, Eurotiomycetes, Eurotiales, Aspergillaceae.
AUGCCUUCGAGACACCCCUCUAUCACUUACUCCUCUCUCCCCCAUCUUUCUACUAUCAUCAACCUUCAGCCUGAUAGGGAGCCAUGGUGUUUUGGAUACGCCCCCUCACAAGGUCGUCGCUGUCAUGCUAGUACAAACGCGCACGGCCGUAGAUGUGCUAUGGAUAUUCUCGACGAGGCCACUGAAGACCUUCGAGCCGGAGAUUCUAUCAACGAUCUGCUGAAAGAAUUAGCUCCAUACGGGCUAUGCCGGAGGUUUCAUCAAAACCAAGCAUCCGAUCUUGCUCGUCGCUGGCGGAAGCAAGUAUCUUCGUUUGUUGAAUCUCGACGAUCAUCUCCGACACAAAGAACCAUCCAGAAUACCACUGGAAUUCGCCGUCAAGUUCCCAGGAGACAAACAUCAGAAGAGCAAUUUGAAGUUCGAUUGCGUGAAAUGAAACAAAGAAUAGAGGAGCUUUUGUGGAUUGAAGACUUUGAUGGGCUCCCUGCCACCUCCCUACGCUCUCAAGUUCUUAAUGAUGCCCUGCAUAUGAUGAGAACAGUUGGAGCCAUCAACAACAGCACCACUGCUAUCGAUAAUAUUGCACAGCCCAGGGGUGACUCUAUCACACCUGUCGAAACACCUAUUCGAAAUUUGCCAGAUAGCACAAGAAGCCAAAUUUCAAGAAGCAGUACCAGCUCUCGCGAGAUACUGGUUACGUCAAGCGAAACCUCCAGCCGCCGAUCCGAGGCUACGACUACGAUGCCACCAACUUCCGAUUCAGUCCCGCAAGCGGUCAAUACAGAGAGAUCAACACACUCAACUGGGUCGGCUACCCGUAAAGCCCGUGUCAGUCGUCGACCUGCGGAGGGAGAAUGUGGAAUAUGCUUGUGUUCUUUGCAGGAACCUCAAUCUUACAGCACCGAUGAUGAAGAGGAAGAGGAAGAUGAUGAAGGUGAUGAAGAAACCGAUGAAGAAGAGGACGAGGGGCAGGGUGACAGCGAUGACUCUGAGGAUGAACAAGGAUACUAUUCAGACGAUGAUGAACCUGAAGUUGAAGUUGAAGUUGAAGAUGGACUAGUGUGGUGCAAAGCGCAAUGUGGAGUCAAUUAUCACAGAGAGUGCAUUGAAAAAUGGCUUAGAUCAGGCCACUAUGAUUCAUGCCCAACCUGUCGGACAACAUGGAGGUAUUGA